Molecule: messenger RNA, 1123 nt
Organism: Helianthus annuus (common sunflower)
Lineage: Eukaryota; Viridiplantae; Streptophyta; Magnoliopsida; Asterales; Asteraceae
Exons: 1
Coding region: 13-705 (230 amino acids)
Source: RefSeq, a predicted model, not a curated record
AUACAAAGUAGCAUGCAACCAACUACUUAUAGACAAACACAAACUAUACACUUACCUCUCCUCCUUCUCCAUCUCUUUGCAACAACAAUGGCUAACAAACCACAUAAAACCUUCAUGCCAUUGUUAUGCCGAUUCUCCGUAAACGACACCGCCCAACCCGCCAAACUCCCCGGCCCCUCUUCGGCCGAUCCUUCCUCGCCAAAACUCAGCUGCAUCGGCCAAGUGAAAAAGAAAUCCACAGUCACCAACAACAACCGCUUCCUCCCUUGCAACUUAUCGGCUUCGGGUAGCACCCGAAGCACGAAAUCAUCCGUCCACUCCAACAAUUACAAACUGUUCUCCGGUAAAAGCAUAACUUCUCCCGCCGUUGAAACUGCUUCAAUCAAAACAUCAAAAAGUAAAUAUGGUACGAACAGAAGCAAGAGUUGUAAUGGAAGAAGAACACCGGUUAGAUCGAAUAAAUGUUAUAUGACUAGUAGUAGGGAUGAUCAUGAUAUUGUGCGAGUUGUGGUGGCUAAAGAGCUGGAUCCUCCUUUACCUGUGGUGAAAUGUGGCUCGAGAGAUCAAGAAGUGAACGUGAAUCUAUGGAAGAGACGCGGAAUUGAAUUGGAAACACUACAGAUUCAGCCGAUUCGGUUGAGUGUGAGUCAAAAUAGUAACGAUAACAAUGGCGGAUUUUCGGUUCCAUCAUCGGCAACAACCUAAGGUGGGUUAGAAAAAUUAUAAGCGCGUCUAUAAGGUUUUAGAGCUUAAUUAUUUUGGUUUUCAGAAACUCCGCUAAUCAAAUGAGCAGACGUGUUCUUUGAGUUUUGCCAUGUCAGCGUAUUCAAAGAGUGCGUUACGCUUGCCCUGUGUCAGAUUAUUUUUUUAUAGUACCCUCUCGUUGGUAGCGAAUUCGCUAGAAACCAAAAUGCUUUCAAAAGCCUUCUAGCAACACUUGUUAUUUAUCUAAAAAACCAGAAACUAAAAAAAAUAUAUGUUGGAUUAUGAAACUUGUAUCAAAUAAUUGGUGAUAGUUUAGGUUGUUCAGGAGAUCGCUACAUAAUUUCGCACUGUACUUUCACGUGUUCAUGUAUUCAAACUUUAGAACAUGGGGUGUGGUAGUUACAACUAAAAUUGUUUC